Messenger RNA from Pochonia chlamydosporia 170, 534 nucleotides. Its product is annotated as cupin domain-containing protein. NCBI's taxonomy places the organism in Eukaryota, Fungi, Ascomycota, Sordariomycetes, Hypocreales, Clavicipitaceae. The record is from RefSeq and is a predicted model, not a curated record. The transcript has a single exon. The coding region runs from base 1 to 534 and encodes 177 amino acids.
AUGAAAGCAAACCUCACACCCCUCUCCUCCCUCCGCACAACCAUCCACCACGUCCCGUCUUACAAAAACCUUCCAAACUGCACCUCCUACCCCCUCGUACUAUACCACUCCGCCUUCCAGCCUCCCGUAUCCCCUUCCACCAUCGAAUCUCAACUCCACGAUACAGGAGUCGUGUCACCCCAGUGGCGGUAUACAAUGUACACCACCACACACUACCACAGCACCACCCACGAAGUCCUGACUGUUUCUCACGGCCGCGCAAGACUCUGCUUCGGCGGAGAACAGAACCCAGAGAGAUAUGAGCCGGUCGUUUCCCAGGGCGACGUGAUGAUUGUGCCUGCGGGCUUGGCUCAUCGGCUGCUAGAGGAUAUGGAUGGCGGAUUUGAAAUGGUGGGUAGUUAUCCACCCGGUGAAGCAUGGGACAUGUGCUACGGCCGUGAAGGGGAGCGUGACAAGAGGGAGACGAUCCAGAAUGUGAAGUGGUUUGAGAGGGACCCUGUUUACGGCGAUGCCGGCCCUGUUGUGGACGUGUGA